ACGACCAUGUCUUUUAGAAAGAUCGACAUCGACGCAUAUGACGAGGAUGUCCUACUGGAGGGCGAGCUUUGUGAGCCAGAUCCACGCGAUCCCGCUCAGGUCUUGAGUGAUGCGAAACAGAAGCAGGCCGCAGUCCGGAGCACAUUAGCCAGGGGAGACAUACCAGGGGCCCUGGGAAUCGCGCUGGACAGCAUACCUUACGGGCCAAAUGUCGAGGAAGCUAAAAAUCUGACGUUACAGACCGUUGUUUCGAUACUGAAUAGCACGAAAUCGUCGGAGAUAAUCAGCGUCGUGAAAGUGCUCUCCCAGGAUGCUCAGGACACAUUGAUGAAGUACCUUUACAAGGGUAUGGGGAUGCCGGGCUGGGGUGAUGUGAGCGGCAGCGUGCUCUUGGGGUGGCAUGAAAAGCUGACGGAAGUCGCUGGCACUGGCUGUAUUGUACGAGUAAUGACUGACCGAAGAACUGUAUGAAUCAGCAUGCCGCCGCCGCUAUUGUACCGGUAUUUGAAGUUAAAGCACGAAUAACCACCGGUAUACAUGGUCCCGAGCUCGACCAUGCAGCAGCGUGGGAGAUGGGCUUGUACACUACGUUAUCCGCUGUCUUUUCCUCUUCAUUCUCUAUUGCAAACAGCGCUUCGAGUGUCUCAGCGACGUCACGCUCUCGAAAGUCCGGUCUGCAUGAGCACUCUUCAUCGCAGAUUCGUCAAGGUUCAGAUUGCUCACAGGAGAGUGACCUUGCCUGCAUUCUCUUUCAAUCCAGC
Suillus plorans is the source of this 761-nucleotide messenger RNA. Its product is annotated as actin-related protein 2/3 complex subunit 5. The coding region runs from base 7 to 471 and encodes 154 amino acids. The transcript has 4 exons. Gene Ontology annotation, biological process: Arp2/3 complex-mediated actin nucleation; regulation of actin filament polymerization. The record is from RefSeq and is a predicted model, not a curated record. Lineage: Eukaryota; Fungi; Basidiomycota; Agaricomycetes; Boletales; Suillaceae. Gene Ontology annotation, cellular component: cytoplasm; actin cytoskeleton; Arp2/3 protein complex. Gene Ontology annotation, molecular function: actin filament binding.